Carassius carassius (crucian carp) is the source of this 1813-nucleotide messenger RNA. It is a transcript of the gene mgarpb, whose product is annotated as mitochondria localized glutamic acid rich protein b. NCBI's taxonomy places the organism in Eukaryota, Metazoa, Chordata, Actinopteri, Cypriniformes, Cyprinidae. Gene Ontology annotation, cellular component: mitochondrion. The transcript has 6 exons. The record is from RefSeq and is a predicted model, not a curated record. Gene Ontology annotation, biological process: anterograde axonal transport. The coding region runs from base 119 to 1324 and encodes 401 amino acids.
UGACAGGGAGUUUAAAAGGAUCAGUCUGUGAGAUAGACACGCUUGUGGCAACUAAAUUCAUCAGUUUAAGUUUUCAGUAACUUAAGAUUCUGGAUCCACAGCACCGAUAAUAACAAUAAUGAUGUUCUGCAGAGCGGCUUGGCAACGACUUGCGCCUCUGGCACGCAAAACACUCACUCCUCUCAGCAAUGCUGUAUUCCCUACACGACCGAUGUCCUUUGGUCUACCGGCGUCCGGCACGAACAUGGUGUACGUGGUACUUGGUGGAAGCUCACUUACUGCUGCUCUUGUUUAUGCUUAUAAGACAAUAAACUCUGACAGUGCGAGAUAUAAUGAAAGAAUUGCUCAACUUGAGGCCAGACCUAAAAGAGCAUUGGCCGAGGUAGCAGAAGCAGAAACCACAGCAGCUAAGAUGAUUAAUGCAGAGGCUGAACAGACACCAGAACCUGUGGAGGCAGCAACUGCGAUUGUAGAGGCAGUAGCAGCUGAUGCUGAGGAACCUACUGCAUCUGUUGCUGAGGAUGUCACUGCUGAGGCUGCUGCUCCCAUUGCUGAAACGACCGUUAUCCCAAUGUCUGACCUACUGAGCACUGUGAAAAUCCUGGCUGGAUCUACAGCAGAGAUCGCAGCUGCUUCAGUCGGUGAUCAGCACCUGGUGGCCACAGUGAGAUUGGCUGAGGAAAACAAUUCUAUGGAGACCCUCAAUGGGCUGGAGGUUGCUGAUGUUAAAGCAGAGGUUGCAGUAGAAGUGCCUGAGAGAGCUGUGGUUGAGGAGGCCAUGAUAGGUAGAUUGAAUCUGAAAACAGAGGGAAAAGAGCUGGAGGAACUGCAUUCAUCGCUUCACGCAGUAGAAGAAAUGAUUUUUGUUGUAGAUGACCAUGUCAAGUCUGAGGAAGACAGCCCUGUUGUGCCUGAAGUUAAUGCUGAAAGCCUUGCUACAUCUGAGAAGGCCCUUGUUACAGAGAAGGAGAGUAUUUUGGAAUUGGAAGACUCAACAAGCCAUGUGGCGAUGCUCUCAGAAGAUGACACCGUCUCUGGAGCUGCAGAGUUGACAUCAGAAACAGUCGAGGAAGUAGGUCAGGAAAUGGAAGAAUGUAAAGCAUUGUGUCACGAGCCAGCUGCCACAGAAACUGCACAUACAGAUCUCACAGCACCACCAGCAGACCUGGAGGAGCCAUUACAGGCUACAGGUGCAACAGAGGCUGCAGAAGAAGGUCUAGUUAUGGAAGUGGUGCAGGAUGCUGUGGAGAAAGCUAAACCUGUUGAGGCAUCAGAUGAAGCUGUUGGAAGUGGAAAUGUUGCAUUGACCAUGACACAAGCCUGAAGUGAAUGUACCACACCUGAGACACUGGAAAGAGUGAAACUAGACAAUCUGUGAUGUAAUACAUACAAGUUAACAUACAGUAGUGCUGUAACAGUCAUAAAAAAGACCUAUAAAUUACUUUUUGUUUCCAACUGUAUUGCAAAUUCCCUGAAUGACUAUGGUCUCUUUAAUUUAGUUAUUUCAUCUGAAAAUGAGAUUUAGUCAGCUUCAGUUUUAAGUUUAAUUGAUCUAAUUUUGUGUCUCUGGAAAAUGGUGAUCUGUGACACUGUAUUAUGCUGAAUAUCAAAGGUUUUGUGGGCACAUUCAUGUUGUUAGAUUGCUUUUUAUUUUAAAGUGAAAAGAUAAAAUUUGAAUUAGGGCAGAAGGUCGCAACUGGAAUGUUGUUGCUAGUGCUUAUUGUAAUUCAUUAGGUUAUUCAGUUAUUCCGUUAUACACAAAAUAAUGUGUAAUCAAAAUGGAAGGAAAUGAAAUUUUAAUUAAUCACAUUAA